Messenger RNA from Ectocarpus siliculosus, 929 nucleotides. The record is from the annotation of a GenBank genome assembly. NCBI's taxonomy places the organism in Eukaryota, Phaeophyceae, Ectocarpales, Ectocarpaceae.
ACUGCACCCCUACGAAGCGAAGCGAAGAAAGUAUUGGUUUCAAGAUGUCAAGGCAUUGUGUGUCGGUUCUUCUCCUGGUUUGUAUCGCACAAGCAUGCUUAGCCUUCGUUCCGAGCUGGACGGCGACGUUCAGGUCGUCACGCUUGCAGCCCCCUCCUUCCACGCCUGCAACGGCGACGUGUUCGCUCUCGCAGCCCUCUGGUGCGACCUGCCCUGUGUUCGGGGCUUGUGGCACUUGUGGGGCGCAAUUUUUUUACCCGGUGCGAGGGAUGACGAGCUUGAGCGCGAUGAGCGAGGGCGACGAGGAGGAGGGGGGCGGCGAUCAUGAUGCGCGAGAAGCUGCCGAUCGCAUUCCGGCGGCGGACGAAAUCCGUGCGGUCCAGGAUGACAUCCGUGGUGUAGAGCGCAAGAUCGAGGAUGCAGAGAAGGAGACGGCAGAGGUUGUCAAGAAGAUUGAUGAUAUUGAGGCUGCUAUUGCUGGGGGCUCCAGGUACCUCGGAAUGACCGACCCCGAAGCCCUCUUGAAGCAACUAGGCAGGAAGGAGGAGCAGCUACGCAGGAAGGAGGAGCAACUCCGCAGGGAGAAGGAGCAACUCCGCGAGCUCCUGUUGAACGAGCUCCUCUUGAAGAAGGAGGACCGGUUCUCCAGGAUUGAGCAGCUCCGUGCCAACAACGCCCCCGCAGCCAAUAAGAACGUAUCGGAUUUUGCGGCGGCAUUAACCGGAGCCGUGGUAACUGAGGACACUCUGGAACUCGCAAACGGCACUUUCUUCCUCGGCAACAGUGACUUGGGAUCCAAGCUGUUCAUCCGUCAUUGUUACAAGGAAAUGGCAGACCUCAUCUUGAGCGGUAAAGUGCAGGAUGUUGUGGUCACUGGCACUCCCGGAAUCGGCAAGUCGACGUUCGGAUACUAUCUUCUGUACCUUUAA